AUGUCCCGUGUCGCCUUCGUCGCCGGUGCCGUCCUGCUCCUGGGCGCCAGCUGCUUCGUGCUGCCGGGCAGCACUCCAAGCAGCGCCCCGGAGGUGCAGGUCUCCACCGGCCGCUCGGCGGGCGCUGCGGCGCCGGAGGCGGAGUCCACGACCGCGGCCUUCAGCCCGCUUGCCCUGGGUGCCGCCCUCGGCUUGCUGGCCGCAGUGGUGGGCAGCCGUCCGGCUUUGGCCGCGGACCUCGAGAACGGCGAGGCCAUCUUCAACGGCAACUGCACCGCCUGCCAUGCCGGCGGGAACAACAGCAUCGUGGCCGAGAAGAAGCUGAAGCUCGGAGUGGCGUCCGAUGUUGGCCACUUUGUAGGUCUUAACUGGCGUUUGCCACAAGGCACUUGCAAGGGGAAGAAGGAGGCCCUGGUGCAGUACGGCAAGUACGACGUGCAGGCCAUCAUCACCCAGGUCACCAACGGCAACGGCGCCAUGCCGGCCUUCGGUGAGAAGCUCGGCCCCGAUGACAUCGAGGACGUGGCCAACUACGUCUACAACAAGGCCGACAAGUGGUGA
Symbiodinium sp. CCMP2592 is the source of this 561-nucleotide messenger RNA. NCBI's taxonomy places the organism in Eukaryota, Dinophyceae, Suessiales, Symbiodiniaceae. The record is from the annotation of a GenBank genome assembly.